CCUGGCUAGGCGAGUAGCCCCGGUAAUCGGAAAAACCCUGCAAUGAAAAAAAGUUUGGAGGGGUUCCUCGGUCCACAGGCCACUUGAAUCUUCUAAAGCUUUCUAUCACAGCCCCAACACCGCGAUAGCUUCACAUUUCAACAUCCGAGUUUCCUCCUCCUCCUCAGACAGUUCCGGAGAAAUUCUCGCUCUGCCCGCAAUCUGCCAUUGAGCAUACACACAUAUACACAACAUCACAAUGGCCACCGCUAUCCGAUCGAUCAAGUCGCUGGUGCCGCUGCUGGAUCGGGUGCUGGUGCAGCGGAUCAAGGCGGACACGAAGACGGCCAGCGGCAUCUUCCUGCCGGAGUCGAGCGUCAAGGAGCUCAACGAGGGCCGCGUGCUGGCCGUCGGCCCCGGCGCCCUCAGCGAGGACGGCAAGCGCGUGCCCAUGGGCGUCCAGGCCGGCGACAGGGUCCUGAUCCCCCAGUACGGAGGAUCCCCCGUCAAGGUCGGAGAGGACGAGUACCACCUCUUCCGCGACAGCGAGAUCCUGGCCAAGAUCAACGAGUGAUCGCGAACGAUACCCGCACGAGAACAAGAACCCCACGACCCGGAUGUACCAUACCUACGCUACGUGUACGAUAUUCGCAACGACAAGUGUGAAGAAGGCGAGGACUGAGAGGGAAAGAAAAAAAAACCGGAGUGGAGAAUGCAUGUGGCGAACUCGCGAGGGUCAUGCUUUGUAUAGAGCCAUGUAGAUACCGCGCUGAGGGAGGAAACGGGGGAGGAGUGGGAGGGGAGGAGUAGAGGGGGCGUCUACGUGAGAAAGAAAAAAAAAAAAAGAGCUGGGCCGCACGGUAGUCUUCACUCUGUAGAGAUCGCCUCGGGCCUGGCUUGAGGUGUAAUUGAACUCCACUCUUCCCUUGCAAUACUUGCUCUCUGGAAUUCGCGAGGUGGACACGAAGCGCUCUCGUCGGUUUGGAAAGGGGGGGGAACUUGCCUCUUCCUCGUAUCCGUCUGCCGCGAGUGUCGCGAGGACUGCGGGCCAUUUCGAGUAGACGGCUACGGCCUGUCCUUUGGCAGCCAACUCCUCGGAGCCGGCCGUGGGCUUGUAACACAGUGAAGCUAGCCUCCCUUCCGGUGGGUGGCGGCCUGUCCGUCCUUGCCUGUAUCGACGACGGGGCACCCCGGCGGCGAAGAAAUCCCCCUCAAUGCAGAUAGCCCCGGAUACGUGUGCUAGUAGCAAAAUCUACCUACGACGACGUCGACGUCGUGGUUCUGGAAGCAGACGCGGGACU
Durotheca rogersii is the source of this 1280-nucleotide messenger RNA. RefSeq names its product hsp10-like protein. The record is from RefSeq and is a predicted model, not a curated record. The transcript is spliced from 4 exons. Bases 239 to 553 code for a protein of 104 amino acids. Lineage: Eukaryota; Fungi; Ascomycota; Sordariomycetes; Xylariales; Xylariaceae. Gene Ontology annotation, cellular component: mitochondrial matrix. Gene Ontology annotation, molecular function: protein folding chaperone; protein-folding chaperone binding; ATP binding.